AUGAUGCUACGCGACACUCUCUUUGAGAAAAUCUCUUACACGGACUGGACGGAACCCAUGCAGCCCAAGAUCCAAGGCACACUCAAUCUGCAUAACUACUUCUCCCUCAUGCACCCGCUGGAUUUCUUCGUCAUCUGCUCCUCCAUCUCCGGCAUCUUCGGCUACCCAGGCCAGACGCAAUAUGCCGCUGCCAACACGUUCCAAGACGCCCUCGCCCGCCACCGUCGUAGUCAAGGCCUUAAGGGCGUGGCGAUUGACCUCGGUAUCAUGCGCGAUGUUGGCAUUCUAGCCGAGCAAGGAACAACCGGCAAACUCGCUGACUGGGAAGCCAUUCUGAGAAUCCGCGAAAAGCCCUUCCACGCGCUGAUUAAGAGCCUGAUCAACAGCGAGUGGAAAGGAGACUCAUAUCCUGCGCAGGUGUGUACCGGCCUCGGGACGGCAGAUGUCAUGGCCCGGUUCGGAUUGGAGCGGCCGGAGCAUUUCGGUGAUCCGCGAUUUGGCCCACUGAAUGUGCUGAGUAUUACAUCUUCGUCCUCGUCCACAGACCAAGACGCCUCAUCUGCUGCAUCAUCACCAUCCACACGUCUCGCUGCCAUAGCUACCUACGAUGAAGCCGUGCCCAUCAUUACGGAGGCACUCGUACACAAGAUGGCGGAGAUCUUGCAGAUGCCCUUGCCCGAGGUGGAUCCCGGUAGGUCAAUGUACCGCUAUGGAGUGGAUUCGCUGGUGGCACUGGAGGUCCGCAAUUGGAUUACUAGAGAGCUGCAGGCGAAUAUGGCGCUGUUGGAGAUUCUGGCAGCGGAGCCAAUGAAGGUGUUUGCGGGAAAGAUUGCGGAGAAGAAAGAACAAGAAUCAUAG
Penicillium atrosanguineum is the source of this 858-nucleotide messenger RNA. Its product is annotated as beta-ketoacyl reductase. Bases 1 to 858 code for a protein of 285 amino acids. Lineage: Eukaryota; Fungi; Ascomycota; Eurotiomycetes; Eurotiales; Aspergillaceae. Gene Ontology annotation, biological process: fatty acid biosynthetic process; secondary metabolite biosynthetic process. The record is from RefSeq and is a predicted model, not a curated record. The transcript has 2 exons. Gene Ontology annotation, molecular function: fatty acid synthase activity; phosphopantetheine binding.